AGACAAUUGAGAACCUUCAUCGUGAAUGUUAAUAAUUGCAAACUUUAUUUAAAAAAAAUGAAGGAUUGUCUGCAGCCAAGUGAAACAUGUUUGUGUUGAACAUGACUCAGCUUCUUUGGUGGAUUUCACUUUGUAGGAUGUCCCUCUUGACAAAUCUGCAGCUGACCUUUCAGUGGUACACAGAGAGUUUCCAGUUUGUCAGCAGAGGGUGUGGUGUGAGUGCACAUGUGGGGUCAGAGCUCUUCAGCACUUCAAAUUCUCUUUAUACAAGCCAGGGAGGCACCAUUGAAAUUAGACCAAAGGACAUCCGGGCUUGAAGGUGGAGACCUUCAAAGUAUCGCGGUCCCCGACCGGCAAAGAUGUGACAACUUCCUGUUUACUCCAGUGCAGUUCUUGUUCUUCUCUUCUUUGCUGUCAUAGGAAGACAGAGUGAAUCCUUUUAUCUCUGAGCCUUGUUCCUCCGUUCAACCUUCUCUGAGCCACGUACACCUCAACUUCUCCCCUUUCAUCCCUCCUUUAAACCCUCACAGCAUAACCUCUCUCUGUAAAUGAAAUAGAAAAAAGUAAACAGAAUCGAAACUGCUUGUCUAUUUUUCACAAAUGACUGCCAUUGCAAUGAGCAGUCUGUUUAAAUCACAGACUCUUAACCGGAAGUUUUUCAGCUAAGAGCAGCAGUUUCCUUUCAGGGUGAAGAUAUGGGGAACAAAAAUAGUCCAAACCUCUGAUAGGCUGAUACAUAUUCAUACUAAAAAGAGGAAGAGCUGUGCAGCUGCGCAAAGCAGCGUGUGUUUUUCACCUUGGGCUGUGAUGCUACAUGUUGUGUGGGGGAUGUAAGGGACGGUUUCUGAUACCUCCACCAACUUCUUUCUUGUGGUGUUUCAUAGCACGAUCCAGGAGUGUGAAUCCUACGGAGGGAGGCCAGUGCCCGGCCUCGCCGCGUUCCUCCAGAUCCAUGGAGAGGCCACUGAAGGCCGGCUGGCUGAAGAAACAACAGAGGUCUCUGGUGAAAAACUGGCAGCAGCGCUACUUUGUGCUGAGAGGAAGCACUUUGACCUACCACAAAGAUGACAAGGAGACGACCGUGCAGGGAGUCAUCCAGCUGCGAUUCAGUAAAGUUAAUGAACUUCCCCCGAGCUCCGAUGACCCGGGGAAACAUCUUUUUGAGAUCAUUCCACGUUCAGGUGGAGACAGAGAGCGAUGUCCGUUUGUGUUCAUGGCAAACUCCCAGAGUGACCUGGAUGACUGGGUCCGUACACUGCGCAAAGUCAUUGGAGUACCAGCAAGCGGAGUAUUUGGAAAGAGUCUCAUUGACACUAUGAUGUAUGAAAAGCGCUUUGGGCCUAACACGGUGCCGAUCCUGGUGCAGAAAUGUGUGGAGUUUAUCAAACAGCAUGGGCUGGACGAGGAGGGCAUCUUCCGCCUCCCUGGUCAGGACAAUGCUGUAAAACAGUUCAGAGAUGCCUUUGAUGCAGGAGAGAGGCCCUCCUUCCCCAGUGACACGGAUGUCCACACGGUGGCGUCACUGCUCAAACUCUACCUGAGGGAGCUUCCUGAACCUGUGGUGCCCUGGACUCAAUACCAGGACUUUCUGGACUGCACCAACAUGCUGGACUCAAACAGCAAAGAGGGGUGGGCGAGGCUGGAGCAACAAAUCGUUCUACUGCCCAGACUCAACUACAACCUUCUUGGAUACGUUUGUCAGUUUUUGUUUGAAGUGCAGCUCCACUCCAGCGUCAACAAGAUGAAUGUAGAAAACUUAGCUACUGUGAUGGGGAUAAACCUGCUCAAACCUCAGAUAGAAGAUCCCUUCAGCGUGAUGAAGGCCACUCCUCAGAUCCAGAAGCUGAUGACAGUGAUGAUCAGACAGCAUGAGAGUCUGUUUCCUCCCUCCAAAGACCCUCCUCCCUCCUCUCCCCCUGCUAAGUCUGCAAACCAGAAUAACAGUCCUCGUAGUUUUGUGGGCUGGGAGUCUGCAGAGAUGGGUGAUGCCUUUAUGUCCGAGUCUCUCAAAGAAGAGGAAGAUGAUGACAGUCCAGAUCCACCUACAGGGAAAAUCUGCCCACGGACAGAUGGUCAGGAGCCUUUCUCCCCCAACACAGAUGAGGGUCAAGGAAGUCCCCGCAAGCGCACUCAGACCCUUCCCACCUUCGUUUGCCCCCUCACCGGGAUGGCUGCCAAGGCAGACGCCCUCAACAAAUGGAGCAAGAUUCAGGAGAGCGGGGAAGAGAGGAGCGGGACUUUGUCGGAAGACAUUUUUAAAAUACUAGACCUGCGAGGCCCAUUUUUAGGAGGCUCCCAGUUCAGCAAAAAGGAAGAGGAUGACAGGUCUGUGACCCGGAGAAGCAGCGAUGGCACCGUGUCUUCUAAUGCUGGCCCCCAGGCACCUGAAAGUGACUCCCAACCUACACGGGGGCUGUCUGAUCAGAAAAGUGCAGACGUCUCAAAGGAGGGCAACACAGGGGUGCAGGUCAACAGCAGACCACAACAGAAGGAAAAGCAGCUGCAUCUUGCAGAGAGCUUGCAGAAGGAGAACAUGGAGCUGAAGGCCAACGUGUUGGAGCUCCAGGCUGCUUUGGAGGCAGAGCGCCGCCGUGUGGCUGCUCUGGAGAUCUGCCUUAAAAAUGCAGAACGCAGUCGGGACGAGGCUCAGAAGCGCAACAACGAGCUGCAAAGAGACAUUCAGCAGUUUCUUAUCACACAGAAACAAGCUCCAACUUAAGCCAAUCUUUCCCCCAUCUAUUUUAACGACUCAGAUCAUUUCAACAGACUGGAGCUGCUCAUCCAUCGUCCUCUUCCUGAUGUUGGGUUUUCUCUCCAUUUGUUUGUACUCCCUUUAGGGGUCGCCACAGCGAACUGAGCUACAAUUCGCGCUCAUGGUUUUAACGUUUUAGACUGAUGGCCUUACUUACCCAACCCUCUGAAUUUACUGUACCCAGGCUUGGGUCCAGCAAAUGGAAAUGCUGGAAAGUGCCCCUAUAUGGUGGUUGUAAAUUACAGCACCUGGACGUCUUCCAUCCAAGAACUAACCAGGCCCAGAUAGGAUGAGGGUCAAGCUUGUCCAGAGUGGCGCAGUCAGGUUUUUUUUUUUGGCUUCUGUUUUAUCUUGAACAUAAGUUAUUGGGAUCUAUUUUUUGUGCAUGUGAAAAAAAAAAUCUGUGAAGUAGAGAUUUAAAUUGGGUCAAGAAUGAGACAAGAAAUGUCAUGAUGUACAAGAAUAAAAAUGAAAAACAAUAAACAAAAUUAGGGUCAGCAAACUGGAUAUAAAGAAUACCCCUAAAAAAUAU
Messenger RNA from Oryzias latipes (Japanese medaka), 3284 nucleotides. RefSeq names its product Rho GTPase activating protein 25 (gene arhgap25). Gene Ontology annotation, molecular function: GTPase activator activity. Lineage: Eukaryota; Metazoa; Chordata; Actinopteri; Beloniformes; Adrianichthyidae. Gene Ontology annotation, biological process: actin filament organization; activation of GTPase activity; negative regulation of small GTPase mediated signal transduction. The record is from RefSeq and is a predicted model, not a curated record. Gene Ontology annotation, cellular component: phagocytic cup.